Molecule: messenger RNA, 1868 nt
Organism: Geodia barretti
Lineage: Eukaryota; Metazoa; Porifera; Demospongiae; Tetractinellida; Geodiidae
Source: the annotation of a GenBank genome assembly
CGCCGCUGCAGCUCGCACUUGGUUCCUAGUCUACUAAUCACAGGGAUUCUGUUACUGUUGUUGGAAAGUCAGCGAUCAAACAGCUAUGGUGCGCUGGUUUGGGUUCGGGCCAACAAAUCGGAGAACGAUGCUACUAGCCUUUGUUGCAUACUUGCUUGUGUUUCUGAGCCUGUGCUGGGCCCAGGCUCCAGGAGAUGAGGAUGAUCGAUGUACAGUUAAUCACUCAAAUCCCCCACAAUAUCCCGACAAUGAGACGAAUCUGAUGGACAGUUACAGUUACGAGAACCUCUUACCUGGAAAUGGAACUGGGAACUCUCCCAUAGCUACUGCAGUCUGGAAUGACUUCAGUUUUGAUGUAAAUGAUGUCACUCCUGGAACACUGAACCCAACCUAUUGGCAGCAAGGAGCUGGAGGAAUAUGUCGAUUUCAGACACGUGUUUGUGGAUGGAGAAGAGAAGGAGCCACUCAGAAUAACUGGCUCUUUACUCAACACAUCAGUCCAGAUUUUGACUCCAGCAUAUACAACUAUGAUGUGACGAUACAUGUAGAGGCGAUUUACUCAUUGCAGAGUUGUAGAGAUCGGCAAGGGUGUAUACAAAGAUUCAAUCUUCUCCACUACAUGACUAACUCACAACAGCUCCCCAGCACCAGUGGAAAUGGAUACAUGAAUGCACAAAAUUAUGAAAAUUUUGCAGUACCAGAAGGACCUGUUUCCUCAAAGACUUACACCAAUACCUACAAUUUCACUCUGCCACCAUCUUCCACCGGUUUCUACAUAGCUGUCCAGGACAUUGGGUCAUGUAUAGCUCUAUCAAGACUGAGAGUCUAUCGCAAUAACUGCAAGUCUCGUCAGGUUGGACUGGUCCAAUAUCUUGAUGCUCCUGCUCCAAUGUCUGGCUCAACAAAUAUUGAUAUCAGUUGUGUUGAAAAUGCAGUGCCUAGAAGCUCAAGAGUCAAAUGUGGCAGUGAUGGCACAUGGGGUUCUCAAAGUCCUGUGUGUCAGUGUAGACUUGGAUAUGAGGAUAGGCAGACGGAGUGUAUUACUUGUGGAGCUGGUCAGUAUCGUUCCAGUGAAGACACUACCUGCCAGCAAUGUCCUGCCAAUUGUGAAACUGAUGAGGUGGCUGCCGACGAAUGUGAGUGUUUGGAUGACUACGAUAGAAACAACGUGAACAGAAUGACUGCACUAGGAGCACAGCGCUUCCUCACUCUUCCAGCCAAUGAACUUCCAAGUGAAAAAUGUACACAACCUCCCAGUGCUCCAGGCAGCCUUUCACUGAGUCCCCAACAGAGCAGUAUAACUGUCAGAUGGUCAGCACCAGCAGACCUUGGUGGGAGGAGAGAUCUCUACUAUCAGGUGGAAAUAAGUGACCCAGACAACCUGGGGUCGUUCACUGGGACAGUAUUCCUCAGUGGAAGUACCACCAGUAGGACAAUCUCUGGCCUAAGACCACACACUCAGUACUGUGUCAGAGUGACAUCCCACAAUGGAGUCAGUGACCAGGACCCUGAUGGAGAACACCUCAGGACUGAAGGGGAGUGCACUACAACGUCAGAGCUCGUCCAGGAGUGGUGAAUGGAGUUCAGGGGACGUAUCCCUAUGUGGUAUGGAACCCCCCAGAGGAGCCAAAUGGAGUCAUCACGGGCUACAGACUGGUGUUCAGUAGGUCAGGGACCUCCACUACGAGCACUGUCACCACCACUAAUGAUCAGACCUUCUACAUCAUCCAAUCAUCUGAUAUCCCCUGGACCUCCGGAAAGUUCAGAGUAACAGUUGCAGCUGGGAACAGUGUUGGUUUCGGGCCUCAGUCUUCAACUUCUCCACUCAUAAUGACGGCGAUUCAUGCCGUAAGUACAUCUAUAAUAUG